Molecule: messenger RNA, 143 nt
Organism: Paramecium sonneborni
Lineage: Eukaryota; Ciliophora; Oligohymenophorea; Peniculida; Parameciidae
Source: the annotation of a GenBank genome assembly
AUGUAACUAAAGAACAAAAUCAAUAUUCAUGUCUUUAAGAAUUCUUAAUUUUACAGUUGCAGAUUUGAGUAAGAAGUUAUUUCAUUUUUAGAUUUUAUGAAGAUGAAAAUUGUUGCUUUGAAGAUAAUGAUGGAUAGAUAUGA